CGUUUACGUAAGCCCAUCCCUGCCGGCGGGAUGACGUCGGCGGGCGUGUCCAACAACAGAGGACACAGGGGACUCCAGAAUGGGAGACAGUUUUCGUGAGCAGCUGACAGAGGACCGCAUCUUCCUCAAAGCUGACCGGAGACUGGACACGGAAAUUGUGGAUAAACUCAUCCUGCAGCUCAACAGAAUCUACCCGCAGAUCCUCACAGACAAGGAGGCAACCAAAUUCAGAAACUUGGAUGUGCCUACAAGUGUUUGCCUGGGUGAGCUUUUGACACACCUGCAAGGUAAAGGUGAGGAAGCAUGCCGGGAAUUUUACAGGGCUCUUCACUUGCAUGUCGAGGAGGUCUACUACAGUUUGCCUACGAGGCUCCGCCUUAGAGAUUCCUUGGACCCACUGAAAUUUCCACGUGUCACCCCACAGAGACAUGUUCUGAAUGAAAGAGGACCCCUGUUCUUUAUGGGCUGUUUCACCUUUGUGGUGGGGAUGGCUUUCUUCUAUUACUGCAGUGAAGCUAAAGUGACGGCAGGCAGCCGGACGCUCGGGAUGGCCGCUCUUGGUUUGAAAAGAAAAGCUCAGGAGGUUCUUGUAUGGUACGCUGAGGAAAGCCUCACCAAGUACUAGGAGACUGCAUCAGCAAUACUGCUCUUAUGAAUGCUACUAAUACCAAAGCACAGCACUGUUCUCAAGAGUUUAAAGAUAAUUUUGUACACAGUUUAUAUUAAAUAUGCUUUUAUUUAGUUUGUUUGCUUUUGGUACUUUACCAUUAAAAAUAGUCUUUAAAUGGUUUAAAAGGAUUGAUACAGUUGAGGAUAAAAACAGGUGUAGGAAAAUGGAAACAAAUUUGUGUUGCUGAAUGCUUACACAAAACCAAUUUGAAGCUUUUCUAACAACUCAACUUACAUCGAAACACUUUUUAUUACUUUUAUUGGUAUCAAACUGAGAAAUUUAAAAACUAAAUAAUGGGGUGUUUCUUGGAUUUAAUCCCUGAGUAAUUAUGACAUUUUGGUGUUGUGACUUUUUUCAUUCAGUCGUUGGAGUUUUUUUCCCUUUUAUUUGUUGCAUACAACACUUUGAAGCAGUUGUGAGCCCUUAGUUAAAUCCAGAACAGCCCAUGAUUGCCAUCUUGUGGCCAAAAGAGGAGCUACAGCACCAAACUUGUCUUUUUCAUAAGAACGUCUCUAAAUUCCCCUGCUCACAUUCAGAUAAUUAAAAAAGAAUACGCGUGAACAAUCCUAAACGAUAUGUGGCGAGACAAAUGCAUAAAAGCAAUAUUUUAAAGGAGUUUAUGCCGAACGUUGCAACCACGUGACUGUAUCUACCAAUGAGAUGAGGGUCUCCUACCGCAGUGCACCGUGGGUAGAGAGGCGACGGACUCAAAACUUAAAAGUUAAAUGAAAUUGACAAAAAAAAAAA
Messenger RNA from Archocentrus centrarchus (flier cichlid), 1417 nucleotides. RefSeq names its product caspase recruitment domain family, member 19 (gene card19). The record is from RefSeq and is a predicted model, not a curated record. The transcript has 6 exons. Gene Ontology annotation, cellular component: mitochondrion. The coding region runs from base 80 to 625 and encodes 181 amino acids. NCBI's taxonomy places the organism in Eukaryota, Metazoa, Chordata, Actinopteri, Cichliformes, Cichlidae.